AUGGUAGAACUAUACAAUAUGAAUGAACAUAGUGUUUCACCUGUUAAGAAUGAUUUCCCAAUUACUCCUCCCUCUAGUGUUGAGAAGACAAGACAAGGGGAAGCAAUAGAGGUCAAAGAUGCUGCAUUAGCGAGAAAGAAGCUGCUGUUAGAGUUGAAGAAGGCUAAGCCUGUUGUCAAGCGCCAGCGGCGGUUGAAGUUUAGACCAGAACGGAAUUUUGUGUUUGACAUGGAACAGUACUUCAGCAACAGUACAGGAGAAGAGAUGGCAAAAGCAGCGGAGUUUGUGAGGUACGCCUUUCAGUACAGUAAAAAAAUUAUAGUUGUUACUGGUGCUGGUAUAUCUGUUGCAGCGGGUAUACCGGACUUUCGAUCUAGCGAAGGGUUGUUUUCCACGCUUAAGGGUGGGAAUGUGUCGAGCGGGAAGCAGUUGUUCGAUUACAACCAUGUCUACUCUUCAGAAGAUUUCAGCAUGGAAUUUAAUAAGAUGGUUGUCGAUAUGCACAAGAAGAGCCAGGAUUUAGAGCCUACGGGGUUUCACAGGCUUUUGAAUCAGAUAGCAGAAGAAGGAAGGAUAAAAAGAAUAUAUACACAGAACAUUGAUGGAUUAGAAAAUAAAUUGAGCGAUAUAUCGUCAACUCGAACAUCGCCAAAAACUAUUCCAAAUACAAUCCAGUUACAUGGUAGCAUUCAUCAUAUGUGCUGCAAUAAGUGUCAUAAGGUAUUUGAUAUGAAUCCUGAUUUAUUUAAGUGCAAUGAGGAAGACCACCGGGGGUCUAUAAUACCGUCAUGUCCUGAAUGUGAGGAAUUUGAAACAGUUCGGCAAAUAGCGGGGAAGAGGUUACAGGGAGUAGGGAAAUUGAGACCUUACAUUGUUCUAUAUAAUGAGUUACACCCAAUGGGGGAGAUGAUUGGUGAUAUAGUUAUGAAAGAUUUGAAAGCUAAAUGCGACUGUUUGCUAAUUGUGGGAACGUCCUUGAGGAUCCCUGGCGUGAAAGCCAUGUGUAAGCAGUUUGCUCAGUCUGUUAGAUCUAGAAAAGGCAUUAUAUUAUGGGUAAACAAGGAACUCCCAUCACAACGUAUCCUGGAUAUGUUUGCUGGUGUGGACUUGGUAGUUUUGGGGGACUGUCAAGACUUGUGUAAGUUAGUUGGGGUUUAA
Messenger RNA from Eremothecium sinecaudum, 1158 nucleotides. It is a transcript of the gene HST4, whose product is annotated as NAD-dependent histone deacetylase HST4. Gene Ontology annotation, cellular component: mating-type region heterochromatin. The transcript has a single exon. Lineage: Eukaryota; Fungi; Ascomycota; Saccharomycetes; Saccharomycetales; Saccharomycetaceae. The record is from RefSeq and is a predicted model, not a curated record. The coding region runs from base 1 to 1158 and encodes 385 amino acids. Gene Ontology annotation, molecular function: NAD+ binding; histone deacetylase activity, NAD-dependent. Gene Ontology annotation, biological process: pericentric heterochromatin formation; negative regulation of transcription by RNA polymerase II; regulation of DNA repair.